Camellia sinensis is the source of this 1719-nucleotide messenger RNA. Its product is annotated as E3 ubiquitin-protein ligase RHF1A. Gene Ontology annotation, molecular function: ubiquitin-protein transferase activity. The record is from RefSeq and is a predicted model, not a curated record. Lineage: Eukaryota; Viridiplantae; Streptophyta; Magnoliopsida; Ericales; Theaceae.
GCGGAAUUUUCCUGCGUUUUCUGCCCCUUUCUCUUCUUCCUCUUCAUUCCCCUGUCUCUCUCUCUCUCUCUUCAUUUUUAUAGGGUUCCUUACUUCACCUUAUAAUCUCCGUCUUCUCUACCCAAACAUUGUUCGCUCUCUCUCUCUCUGGAGUCUUGAUCACUGUAAAAAUGGCGGAUUUGGUAUCCUCAAUCGACAAUCCUCUGAUGAUUUCGUCCGCAUCGUCAUCCGGAGCUACCGUUGCUGACCGCGACGUUGAUUUCGAAGACGCAUGUAGUAUCUGUCUCGAGCCUUUCAACUCCCAAGAUCCUCCCACUGUCACCAACUGUAGACAUGAGUAUCAUCUUCAGUGUAUUCUUGAAUGGUCACAAAGAAGCAAAGAGUGCCCUAUAUGUUGGCAGCUUCUUGUCUUGAAGGACCCUUCCAGUCAAGAGCUUUUAGCUGCAGUGGAGAAUGAGAGGAAUUUGAGGUCAAGGCGCAAUGCUCGCCAUAUCCGUGAGGACUAUGAAAUGAAUAUUGAUAAUUCUUAUGGAGAUGAUUCUGAUUUCGAUGAGCGUAUUAUGAGGCAUUUCGCUGCCGCAGCACGCAGAGCUCGUUAUGUUGAGAGAAGGGGAAGGCCGAGAUCUUCUGGUAUUGGUCCUCCACUGGUUCUGCUCUCUGUUCCUACUGGAGAUCUACCUCCACCUGAUGUGCAGCAUAUGCGCACAACAUCACCAGAAGAACGCCAAACUUCCAGUUAUGAGUUUUCAGAGGGUGAUUCACCAACAUUCAGCACUCUAAGGUCUGUGGUUCCAGAGGUUGUGAAUGUGGAACCCAACUCUGUUGGCAAUGGAGAAUGUUGCAAUAAACCCAGCCCUGAAAGUCCACAAAGACCAAGCUCAUCAGAAUUUCUUGCUUUCUCGGAGUCUGUUAAAUUGAAAUUUUCUGCAGCUUCUGCCAGAUAUAAGGAAUCAAUCUCAAAAAGUACCCGAGGAUUUAAAGAGAAGCUACUUGCGCACAAUAUCUCAGUCAAAGAAUUGGGAAGAGGAGUUCAACGUGAGAUGAAUGCAGGUAUUGCUGGUGUUGCACGAAUGAUUGAGCGCCUUGAUCUUCCCUCAAAACGGACCGGAAUUUCUGUUCCUUUAUCCAGUUGCUCAACCUCAAACUUCUCGUAUAAAGGAAAAGACACUCAAGAGAGUGUAAUUACUCAGUCUCCUAAUGAAAAUGCUGGGGAAAGUGUGCAUGAUAUGAGUUCACCUGAAUCCCCUCGUGUUCACAGUACCUUCCCAAGUGAAUUGGAUAUUUCUCUCGUUCAGUCUGGAAGGUGAUGUUAAGAUGCGAACCAGUGCUCAACUACGGGUUCCACAUUUCAUUCUCCCCAUGAAGGCAUUUACUAUAUGCCGUAUGAUUAGGAAUCAGUCCAGGCGUUUAUGCAAGUGACGUAUGACAAGGAAUCAAGCCACCAUGAUUUAAAGGAUGAUAAUUGGUUUGUGUCCUGCAAUAAUUCUAUUUGCAAAACUUGAAACCUUUCAAGUGAUUUACUGUUCUUACAUAAAUAUGGUUAUAUGUAUUAUUGUUCCAGUUAAGUGCAUUGGAUUUUUAACUUUGCGGGCGUUAAUGUGCUUAUUAAUAUAAAGUUUAUCCUUUGUGCUUAUUAAUAAGCACAUAAAUAAUUCCUUUGUAAAAAUUAUUUACUAAUAGAUGUGGUGGAAGGAGAUGGAGGACUUUUCUGGAGAAUUC